AUGAAUUUCCUUCCCAAAACAAGAACGUCAUUCGUGCGUGCUAUCGUCAAUGUUAGAAUGUAUGCAGGCGAACCUGGAUCUGGAGCCGGUAAGGGUGGUGGUGGUGGUGGUUCGAUUCGAGAAGCCGGUGGUACCUUCGGUAAAAUGGAAGCUGCUAGAGAAGAUGAAUACUUCUACAAGAAGCAAAAGGAACAACUAGCAAACCUGAAGGGGCACUUGAACAAGGAGAUUGCCUUCCACCAGGAGCAGAUCAAACGACAUGAGGAUGCGAUCAGGCGUCACAAAGAACAAAUGUCUGACAUUGAAAAGCCCCAAUGA
This is a messenger RNA of Bombyx mori (domestic silkworm), 318 nucleotides long. RefSeq names its product ATPase inhibitor-like protein. Gene Ontology annotation, biological process: negative regulation of ATP-dependent activity. The record is from RefSeq and is marked provisional. Gene Ontology annotation, cellular component: mitochondrion. Gene Ontology annotation, molecular function: ATPase inhibitor activity. The coding region runs from base 1 to 318 and encodes 105 amino acids. The transcript has 3 exons. NCBI's taxonomy places the organism in Eukaryota, Metazoa, Arthropoda, Insecta, Lepidoptera, Bombycidae.